AUGGCAUUCAAAGCGCUCGUCACCCUCUCGUGCAUCCUCCUCCUCGUGUCGACCGCAUUGGCGCAGCGCGGUCCGCCUGGCGGAGGCCCUCCCGGCGGUCAGGGACCAAGGGGCGCGCGCGGAGGUCCUGGCUCCGGCCCUGGCGGUCCCGAUGGCCCUGGUGGGCCUGGCGGAAAGCCGCCACACGGUCCGCCGCUAAACCUGACGGCCGUCGGGAAUCUGACGGCCGAUGUCGGUGCGCGACUGGCCAACUGCACGGCUGAUCAGAAAAUCCUUGACGGCCGCUUCCACCUCGCCAUCUUCAAAAACGCCACCGGCAAUUACACUCGUCGAGGCGCUGCCUUUCGAGUCGACUCAAAAGUCAGCCUCUUCCCCUCUUCCUCCCUUCCCUUCCCCUUCCUUCCCUUCCCCUGUUUCAGAAACGCCACUGGCAAUUACAACCUUCUCGUCGAGGCACUCCUAGUGGAUGCGGCAGGCGGUCCGCCCGACUCGCUCGCAAUCGUGAAGGGCGCCGUGUGCGACACCGCCGCGACGAACGUCCUCGCGCUGCCGCUCGCCGCGGCGGACUGGCAGCAGCGCGCGGGGUGGUGGCUGCUGCACGCGGAGGCGCGCCUCGACGCGUUCCUCGAGAAUGCGGACGCCGCCACCCUCGACGCGCUGCUCGCGGUGCUCCCCAACGCCUCUUUUCCGCGCAAGAACGGCGGAGGCGCCGGCGGAGGCAGCGCCGGGGGCGCGCGGAGCGGGAAAGGUGGGAGGCCCAUGGGGCGGGAGCUGGUGAUGCGCGCAUUCGGCCGCCCUGCCAGUCAAGGCGGACAGAAGAAGGGGGACUCUUACGACGUUGUGGCGGAGUUCCGAGUGCCCCAGGGCGCAGAGGAUGGAGAAAUAGACCUAGAGGACGUUGAAAAUACUGACCCAGACUACGCACAGGAUCGCGAGAACGAUAGCGAGUUUGAGGCGACCGAGGAGGAUUUGUUUCAGGGUGGUAUCUACGAACCAUCCGUCCGGAUUCAAGUCCAGGGGAGUGAAGAAGAGAGUGAAGGGCCGGGAGGCGAUGGAGUGCGCCCACGACCCGGUGCACCCGAAGAACGAGGGUGCAGCAUUCGAAAGAUUCGACUUGGGAACCUCUUUGUCCGCAUGACGCGGAGCACAUCACACCUCGACGACUAUCUGGACGUUUUCGUACUCGUCGUUGUUUCCAGGAAGUCGAAGACCAACCCCAACAACAAGCUGAAUCAUCAGUUUCUUGCAAGGCAUAGGGACUGGCGGCUCUGCGGAGUGGGCCAUGUGUUCCUGUGGCUUUAUUUCAUCUACGAACUCGUUCCUCUGCGCUACGGCCCCGGUAUCGUCGAGCCUCUCGACUUUUCUGAACCGAUCUUGUGGACGAAAGCGCACCUCUUCUUUUCUUUGAAGAAGGGCGGCCAGGGAGAGCAGAAGCAAGACGAGAUGCACUACAAAACGCAUAACACCUGGAUUAAGUGGGCCAUGACGAAGGCGAGAUGGAUUCUGAGCAAGGUAACACAUGCAUUCCGCAGAUCCGGAGCGCAACAACUCCAUGACGACGGUUGCUCCGACAACGAUAUCGGCACUCUGGGCGGAUGGGCGCAGGGGGAGUUGCGGAGGUGUUAUGUGUUCGGCAUACCGUUCAAGCCGGUUUGGCUGCUGGCAGGAUUCAGCGGGGAUCGUGGAGACUACUACAUCGGCAGAGCCCGCGCCAAGCUUCCGCGGCAUAAGGUUAAGGAGAAGGAUGAGUGGUUGCAGCUCUUGGAUCUCUUGAGGCUUCACAUUUUCCCCUGGGUCGAAGAGGGUUGGAAGAAGGUCGAAGAAUGGAACGCUGCGCAGACCGAUCCGCUGAAGAGGCACUAUGCGGGGGCGAGGUUCCUAGACACCCUCGCCAGCAUCGGACGCCUCGUUGUUGCACAGGAUCUGGCUAUGAUGUGGGCGUUCUGCCAUCAGCACGGCGUGAGAAACCCGCGGUGCAAUUGCGAGAGGCAUCCAUAUGUGCAGAUGAGCCCCUUGUGCAACCACCCGCUGUUCCAAAAGUGGGCGUACCUGGUCGCUAUCUCUCACUUCCAGGGCGAGAAGCUUCGGGCAACCGGCCAAACCACCGCCAAAGCAGACGCUAUCUUUCGCACGACCGCAGAAGAGAAGCUGCAUAAGAUGCACCUCACCGCCAAUAUGCUCAGGGAGGAGCUUGGGAUUUUGAGAGGACGUGAAAUGCAGUUGGCGAUGGAGAACGCUGAACUGAGGGAGAAACUCGCCGCUGAGCGAGAGGACAAGGCUCGGGUCAUUGCAGAGUUCGAAGCAUACAAGAGGUUUGUUGCGGCCAGGGAUGACGCGGCAAACACCUCUGCAGAGAUCGACGGAUCGUCGAAGAGCGCGGGAACAGGAGGAAACCAGGCAACGGACGCAUCCAAAGCACCAGUUGCCGUCCAAGAAUUCUUCGUCGUGGUCGUUGUGUCUUGGCGCGAAGCCACCACUGUUGCUGCUGCCUGGAAAGUGUGGGUGCAGCCAAGCCUCAUCAUGGGCGGCCGGUCACUGCGCGAAGUCUUUGCAGAGUUCGACCGGUAUAAGAAGAAGGACAAGAAUUCCAGCUUCAUCACCGCAUAUUCCCGGUUCGCUGUCAAAGGUACGCCCGGGAUGGCUGUGGGUGCAUGCGAGCGAAAGAUGCGUCGCGUGCAUCGUGUCAUGGUUUCCGUGGAGACGCUAAGAAAAGACAGCUCCGAGGCGGCGACCGCAACGGCCAUUAAGCUGCUGGACGAGGUUUUACUCGUGUGCAACUUCACGGAAUUCACCAACGGCCUGGCUGUGCUGCAUGAGACUCCGACCAUCAAGAAACAGAAGACCGGUUCGUCGACGGAAAAGAGGACCGUCAACGACCUGGCGCAACGCAGAGUGGGCUGGCUGUUAGUCAAGAAGGGCCUUCGCGACCAGGAGUGGGCAACUUCGCUGUUUGGUGAUGAUGAGUGGGAGGAGAUCCACAAGGAACACAUGGCGCAGAAGAAGGCGGAAGAGGAGAAACAACGAACCGCUGCGGCGAAGAAGGCGGAACGGGAAAAGGCGAAGGGCGAAGCGUCGAAACGCAAGGAGCAGAAAUGA
Messenger RNA from Closterium sp. NIES-65, 3096 nucleotides. NCBI's taxonomy places the organism in Eukaryota, Viridiplantae, Streptophyta, Zygnematophyceae, Desmidiales, Closteriaceae. The record is from the annotation of a GenBank genome assembly.